This is a messenger RNA of Leopardus geoffroyi (Geoffroy's cat), 978 nucleotides long. RefSeq names its product chromosome E1 C17orf114 homolog (gene CE1H17orf114). The record is from RefSeq and is a predicted model, not a curated record. The transcript is spliced from 4 exons. Bases 623 to 865 code for a protein of 80 amino acids. Lineage: Eukaryota; Metazoa; Chordata; Mammalia; Carnivora; Felidae.
GACCGGUCCCCUUACCGGGCCAGAGGGAGCAGACUCAUCAAGACUUUGUGCCUCAGGAGGUCUCGGUGCAGCUCCUGGAAAUGACGGAACUUCUUCUUGGUUGUCCAGGUGAAGACCCAGAAGAAUUGAAAGCACUCGGGCGCACAGAGACCUGCUCGCGGUAGUCCUCAACCAGCCAAAUCGUGGGAACAACCCAACGUCCCUCAGCUGACGAAUGGGCAGACAAAACAUGGUGAUCCCUCCAAGAAUACCAGUGAGUCCCCAGCAGCAUCCAGGCUGGCAGCAAGCUGUCGGCGGAUUUUCACGGCUCCUGUCGGUGGUCCCAGCCCCUCUGUGUCUGUCUCUGCCACCUCCCCCCUCCCAGUGCCCUCCUGCUUCUCCCUGGAGAUCAGAGAGGGCUCCCAAAUUAAGGGGGCGCGACAGGAUAGGUGUCUGAAUGGGGUAUCCGUCCACCUCUUCCCUCCUCCCUCUCCUCCCCCUUCCAUCCCCUGGCGCCUAUAAUCACCAGGCGGUCUGAGGCUAAGUGGUAGUUUGGCCCACAGUGGGGGGGCUUGCCAGCCACACCCCUCCUCCUGGGGCCCUCCUGACCAGCCCCAGCACCCUGGUCUCCUCCACUGGUGAGAUGGGUCUCAAGGGGGCAUGGUGUUUCCCAUGGUGUGGGUGCCGGAGGCAGCGGAGGACUGGAAGAGCAGGCCUGGAUCCGGCUGCCCCUCCAGACCCAAACCCCAGCCCGGCUGAAGCCCCCACCGUGGCUGAGGGAGGGAUACCCUCCCUAGGGUCUGGCGCCUACUUCGGCAGGAAGGCCCGACUCUCCUUCCGCCACCAGCUGCACGACCCGGCGUCGGCCAAUGACUCCACCAUUUGAUGGGGACGACCGGGGGCUGAACUUUGCAACCUUCCCUCCCCAGGCUUCUGGGUGAUCCCUGUUUGGCUCCACAGCCCCCAUGACCUUGUCGUUAAAUAUACUCAGAGCUGCCA